This is a messenger RNA of Athalia rosae (coleseed sawfly), 1520 nucleotides long. RefSeq names its product odorant receptor 4 (gene Or49b). Gene Ontology annotation, biological process: detection of chemical stimulus involved in sensory perception of smell; sensory perception of smell. The transcript has 5 exons. Gene Ontology annotation, molecular function: odorant binding; olfactory receptor activity. Bases 204 to 1337 code for a protein of 377 amino acids. The record is from RefSeq and is a predicted model, not a curated record. Lineage: Eukaryota; Metazoa; Arthropoda; Insecta; Hymenoptera; Athaliidae. Gene Ontology annotation, cellular component: plasma membrane.
UAUGCAGAUAUGCGCCAUAUGUUAUCUACGUGAUCUGAUAAUAUCGAAAUUAAUGUCUUAACCACCACCUACGUUUUCCGAUAAUUUCUCGCUUACACCCGUAAUUCCUGAUAAUUUUUCUUCGUCGAAGUUUGCGAGCUUCGUAGCUGCCUUAUACUCAUCCGGAUCCAGCGUUUGCCUUAUACAUAUUUAGAACCGUCCCGAUGGACGAGUGUUUACGAUACAAUGUAAGCCGUUUGACGGCAAUUGGAAUUCUCGAUUCAGGAGACAAGUGGAAGGCGAAAUUAAAGAUGGCAGUGUGCGUGAUUAGUGCAGCGUCCAUGUUCAUCGUUUCAACCAUCGAUCUGAUCGAUCACGUCUACGACUUCGCUUCUGUUGCCGAAAACCUUUCUAUUUUGUUAGUCGGUUUUGCAAGUUGGACAAAAUUAUUUAUCAUGAUAUACGGAAGGGAUAAAGUGAUAAGAUUCGUACAAAUCAUCGAGAAUCGGAAGGUGCGCGAAGCAACAACUGAAACUGACGACUCAAUCAUCAGUCAAUAUGACCAAAUGGGACACAGAUUCUCCAAAAGUUAUGAAUGGAUAGUCAGGGGUGCCGGUUUUUUGAUGUUACUGCCACCUCUGCUCGGCUUUCUACUCGAUGGUGAGAAAAUACCUCCAUUUCCUGCCUGGUAUCCAUUCGACGUGAAUAAAUCAUCAAAUUAUCUGAUUUGCUUCAUUCACCAAAUGACGAUCACCUACGUGGUCGUUUUAACGUACGUGGCUUUCGACUCCUGGUUCGUAUUCCUAGUUUUUCAUGCUUCGGGUCAUCUGUGCUUGCUGCAGGAUUGGCUGGAAAAUUUUACCAACUGUCAGAAAAAUGACCGUCAAGCACGCGAAAAAAUUGUCAGAUCCGUGCGACUUCAUCAGAAGAUUAACCAGUUCGUAGCCGACGUUGAAGAGUUUUUCAGCUUUUCAAAUCUCGUGCAAUUCCUCCUCGGGUCAGUCGCGAUCUGUAUCAGUGGCUAUCAAGUGAUCGUAACCAACAGCAACCACCAGCAGUAUUUGAAACACAUUUGCUCAAUUAUUGGGCAAACCGUACAAUUGCUGAUGAUAAAUUGGUCUGGACAGUUAAUACAAGAUAAGAGUUUUGGGGUGAGUCUCGCAGCUGCGAGAUCAAAAUUGUACGAGCUCGAAAUGGUCGAUCAAAAAGAUAUCUGUUUAGUAGUACUGCAGGCCCAAAAGCCGAUGUAUAUCACCGCUGGCAAAUUCUACCAAUUAUCUCUACCGAAUUUCGCUACACUGAUGAAGACCUCUAUGUCGUAUUUCACCAUGCUAAGGAGCGUUUCGGAGAAGAACUAGAGCACCUGGAAGUUGAUUCUCGUGCCAUCGAACUCGAACGUCGGAAGACCGAUGUUGAUCGAUUGGCAAUUUUUCCCACAAUUUUGCCUGAAAUAUAUGGAUGCACUCUGACGCGAACAAUGUAUGUACACAUACCACGAAAAUGAACAUCACGUAAUAAAAUCACAUCGAUUUUGCUUCGUA